GCGGCGUCACGUGGUGCGGGGAGCGCACCGCCCCCCUUGCUCGCCCCCGCAGCAGGCGGGAGGCAGCGCCGUACCCGUCCCGCCCUGCCCGGGCGGCGCGGGAAGGAGGAGGGAGUGGAGCGGGAGGAGCGGAGCGGCGGGAGCUCCAUGCUGCAGGGCCGGCCUCGCCAGCCCCGCCAUGGCCCCGGCGGUCUGCGGGACGCUCCUGGGGGUGGUCCUGUACGCCAGCGGCCUGUACCGGGUGAGCGGUGCCACGUUCCUCUACCACGACUACUGCGUCAUCGGGGCCGGCCCCGCGGGCUUGCAGGCGGCCUAUUUCCUCCAGCAAGCCGGCCGGGACUACAUCGUCUUUGAGCGGAGCCAUGCUCCCGGCAGCUUCUUCGCGCUCUACCCUCGGCACCGCAAACUCAUCAGCAUCAACAAGCAGUACACGGGCAAGUCCAACAGCGAGUUUAACCUCCGCCACGACUGGAAUUCGCUCCUCAGCCACGACCGGCGGCUGCUUUUCCGACGCUACUCUCGCGACUUCUUCCCCAACGCUGACACGAUGGUGCGUUACCUGGAGGACUUUGCUUCCCUGCUGAAGCUGCGGGUUCAGUACAACACAGCCGUCAUCCAUGUGACAUUGGAGAAGAAUGAGCAGGCCUGGAACGGCCAUUAUUUUCUCCUGACUGACCAGGACAGGAAGAACUACAAGUGCAGCUCUUUGUUGGUUGCUUCUGGGACGUGGGUUCCCAAUGUGGUAAACUUUCCUGGCUCAGAGUAUGUUGAGGGUUAUGAGACUGUAUCCAUCAACCCGGAGGACUUCGCUGGCCAAACUGUGUUGAUCUUGGGCCGAGGGAACUCGGCCUUCGAGACAGCGGAGAACAUCCUGGGUGUCACGAAUUUCAUCCACAUGGUGAGCCGGUCCCGCGUGCGCCUCUCUUGGGCCACCCACUACGUCGGGGAUCUGAGAGCAAUUAACAACGGCCUGCUGGACACCUACCAGCUGAAAUCUCUGGAUGGGCUUCUGGAGGGUGAUCUGGAAGAUCUGGCUAUUGUUAAGGACAAAAAGGGAAAGCUGCACAUCACACUGCGGUUCUACUUGGAGAACAGGAACAUCAGCGCAGGCAUCGACUCCAUCACCCUCCCUCAGGAUGAACUGGACAAUUUUGCCACCCGUGCACCUUACGACCGUGUCAUCCGCUGCCUGGGCUGGAAGUUUGACUUCUCUAUCUAUAAUAGAUCCCUGAGAAUGAUGCCAGGAAAAGGGAAUAUUAAGAAGUAUCCUCAAAUCAAACCCAGCUACGAGUCUAGAGGCACUCGGGGGCUCUUUGUUCUUGGCACUGCUAGCCAUUCAGUUGACUUCAGGAAAUCUGCUGGGGGCUUCAUCCAUGGAUUCCGGUAUACAACUCGGGCAGUCCAUCGCCUAUUGGAAAACCGUCACCAUGGUGUCCCCUGGCCAUCCACAAUCUACCCUGUUACACAGCUGACCAAUUCCAUCAUCAAGAGGGUAAAUGAGGCCUCAGGCCUCUACCAGAUGUUCAGUGUCCUGGCUGACAUCAUACUGCUGAGAGAGAAUGCCACAGCAUUUGAAUACCUGGAAGAGUACCCUAUUGGAGUCCUGGCCGAGCUCGAAAUGCAGACAGGAAGAAAGGCUCGCAAUGGGCUCUUUGUCAUUAUCAUGGAGUAUGGGAGGAAUUUCUCUGGGGCUGACAAGGAUGUCUUCUACUACAACCGUGCUGUGGGAGAGGCGCAGCAUGCCUGGCAGUCCAACUUUUUACACCCUGUUAUUUACUAUUACAAACACCUCCCAACAGAGCGUGAGAUGAGAUUCCGUCCCCCAGACUGGCCUCUGCCCCGGCCAAAUGCCAUCCAUCACAUUGUGGAGGACUUUCUGACAGACUGGACAGCCCCGAAUGCUCACAUCCUGCCGCUGAGGCGGUUUUUGGAGAACUGCCUCAGCACAGACCUGCGCAAUUUCUUUGCAGAGUCCUGUUUUCUGUUUGCCUUCACCCAUCAGAAGCUGCCUCCCUCCUGCCAGCAGGGGUAUGUUCGAAUGCAGGGACUGGUGGGGAGCCAGGAGCUCCGGCAGAAUGCGGUACAGGCUGGGCUGCUGCAGGAUUACACUCAAACAGACUUCUCAGAUGACAGCUCCCCUGACAGCCACGAUGGGUCACAGGAGCAGUUGAUGAGAGAUCAUGGGAUACCGGGUCAUCCUCUGCAGCAUCUUGUUAAUGCCAAGGAUGAGCUUUAACCUUUCUUGCUCCACACUGAAAUCCAGAGGUGCUCUUGUGACAGUAGUGUAACAGAGAUCCACAGCAGGAUUCUGCCCUUUCCAGCGUCCCUUUUCCAUCCCCGUGCCUCCCACUGAUCGUGAUUUGCCAAAGACCUGCUCAGAUCUUGCUGUUACAAAGAGAAGCAACAUACUCUGAAGGAUUGAGGGACCAAAACCCAGUGAUGCUGAGGUUCCCAUGUUGUCCUUGCAGAUUUCAGAGUUGCCUGAAGAUAAUGUUGGCGUUUAUCUCACUGACCAGUAUCUGCAGUGACGUACAGAGGCCACAGAAGUGAGCGCAGGAAUGUCACGUCCCCCUUCAGAGGUGGCCUGCUCACAGCCUGUGGCUCUCUGGUCCCUGGAUGCUGUAUGCUGUGUAUACUUGAAGAUUUGUUUCUGCAUUGAAUCCUGAAUUGGUACUCCAGGCAAACUUCCUGGUAUUUUUCCUGCAUUUGAGUUAGGGCAGUUGUGUAGCUUGAGUGGGGAAAGAUGACUUUUUUUAGUUACUGUAUAGGUCAGAUAAUUUAUAAUUUCCCAGAGAACACUACAAGGGACUCUUUCCUCCACGACAGAUGAGUAGCUUGCUUAGAAUUCCUGGGACACAGAGACUUGAAGAGUUUGGGUCUGCUGUCCUCAUGGGGUUUUUUUCUCCCACACCAAGCAGCCUAGAAGGUUAGCCUGUCUUUUAUAAAGCAUGACCAGUAUUUCUCCUAUUUGCACUAUGUCCCAUCAAGAAAGUUUGAUGUUGUUAAAA
Molecule: messenger RNA, 3008 nt
Organism: Motacilla alba alba
Lineage: Eukaryota; Metazoa; Chordata; Aves; Passeriformes; Motacillidae
Gene: FOXRED2
Product: FAD dependent oxidoreductase domain containing 2
Exons: 9
Coding region: 179-2236 (685 amino acids)
Molecular function (GO): flavin adenine dinucleotide binding; monooxygenase activity
Source: RefSeq, a predicted model, not a curated record